CCCCCCGCCGUCGGGCCGAGUCUCCCCCGCCUGCCUGCUCGCCUCCCGGCCGCCCCGCCUGCCGCGCGAUGGCCGGGAAAGCGGCGGCCGCCGGCGGCACCGGGAUCCUGCUCGUCACGGCCAACGUGGGCUCGCUCUUCGACGACCCAGAGAACUUACAGAAGAAUUGGCUUCGCGAAUUUUACCAGAUCGUACACACGCACAAGCCGCACUUCACGGCCCUCCACUGCCAGGAGUUUGGCGGGAAGAACUACGAGGCGUCCAUGUCCCAUGUCGACAAGUUUGUCAAAGAACUCCUCUCCAGUGACGCCAUGAAGGAGUAUAACCGGGCCCGCGUGUACCUGGAUGAGAACUACAAGUCUCAAGAGCACUUCACGGCGCUAGGAAGCUUCUAUUUCCUGCACGAAUCUCUGAAGAAUAUCCACCAGUUUGACUUUAAAGCAAAGAAAUAUAAAAAGGUUACUGGCAAAGAAAUCUACUCCGACACCCUGGAGAGUACGCCGAUGCUGGAGAAAGAAAAGUUCCCCCAGGAGUAUUUCCCAGAGUGCAAAUGGUCCAGGAAAGGCUUCCUGCGGACGAGGUGGUGCAUCUCUGACUGUGCCUUUGAUUUGGUGAACGUCCACCUCUUCCACGACGCUUCCAAUUUAAUUGCCUGGGAGACGAGCCCGUCUGUUUACUCUGGAACCCGCCACAAGGCCCUGGCUUACGUGCUCGACCGAAUCAUCGACCAGAGGUUUGAGAAGGCGUCAUACUUCGUCUUCGGAGACUUCAACUUUCGGCUAGACUCCCGCUCAGUGGUGGAGACACUUUGUACCAAGGCCACGAUGCAGACCGUCCGGGCAGCUGACACAAACGAGGUUGUGAAGCUGAUAUUCCGUGAAUCCGACAAUGACCGGAAGGUCAUGCUGCAGUUAGAGAAGAAGCUGUUUGACUAUUUCAAUCAAGAAGUGUUCCGAGACAACAACGGGACAGCGCUUUUGGAAUUCGACAAAGAGUUGUCCGUCUUUAAAGACAAGUUGUAUGAACUGGACAUCUCGUUCCCUCCCAGUUAUCCAUACAGUGAAGACUCGAGCCAAGGGAAGCAAUACAUGAACACCAAGAUGUCCGGCGUGGUGUGACCGCAUCCUCAUGUCCCAUCUGGCCCAAGGA
Messenger RNA from Dromiciops gliroides (monito del monte), 1149 nucleotides. RefSeq names its product inositol polyphosphate-5-phosphatase A (gene INPP5A). Lineage: Eukaryota; Metazoa; Chordata; Mammalia; Microbiotheria; Microbiotheriidae. Gene Ontology annotation, biological process: phosphatidylinositol dephosphorylation. The coding region runs from base 69 to 1118 and encodes 349 amino acids. The record is from RefSeq and is a predicted model, not a curated record. Gene Ontology annotation, molecular function: inositol-polyphosphate 5-phosphatase activity. The transcript is spliced from 13 exons.